Messenger RNA from Doryrhamphus excisus (bluestripe pipefish), 3622 nucleotides. RefSeq names its product proline-rich transmembrane protein 2. The record is from RefSeq and is a predicted model, not a curated record. Gene Ontology annotation, cellular component: membrane. Lineage: Eukaryota; Metazoa; Chordata; Actinopteri; Syngnathiformes; Syngnathidae.
GUUCGACUGACAGAGACAAUGAGAACACACACACACACACACACACACACACACACACACCCUCCCCUCCCUUGCAGUGGUUGCAGGGAAGCUGCAGCAGAGUCUUCAUCAUCAUCUUCAUCAUCAUUCCACCAUCUUGCCUUGUUCUUCCCGUGACAUGAUUGACACCAACAUGAACCUCACGCUGCUGCCUCCUUAAAGCAGAAAUCCAGAAGAUUCUCAAGUCCACAUAAGAGGCGGAGCUUUUCAGAAUAAAAGUCCAUGUUGUAUGUUUCCGCAUGGUGAAGCCCCGUUAGCAAGACAAGUCUGUCAGAACACACAGGAAGAGGACGAGGACGAGGACGAGGACGAGGGGGGGUCCUCACCAGGCUGAAGAGCGACACUGUCAGCGAGCCCCGCCGGCGGCAUGGACGAGGCGCAGUGGGCCGUGACGAGCCAACCGGGCAGCGAGGAACAGCAAGCCCCGCCCCCAGCGACAGACAGCUGGACCGGCAAUGGUGUGGAUCCAGCGACGACGGCUAACUUCCUGCCGCUGGCCAGCCCAUCGGGGGCCAAAGGUGCGCAUGCCAACGGUCGGGAGGGGCCAGGCAGCCGAUCGUCUUUGACGCCGAGCAGUUCGCCGCGGCCGUCGGUCAGCCAGCAGCCCGGUGCCGUGGAGGCGGCGGAGGGCUCCAAACCACCCGACUACCUGAUCCUGGCCAUCUUGUCCUGCUUCUGUCCGCUGUGGCCAAUCAACAUCCUCGCCCUCGCCUUCUCCGUCAUGUCCCGUAACAGCCUGCAGCAGGGGAACGUGGACGGCGCUCGCCGCUUGGGCCGCAACGCCAUGGUGCUGGCGGUGGUCUCCAUCGUGGGAGGAAUCGCCAUCAUCACGGCCGCCAUCGCACUCAACUGGGGACUGAUUUUAAAGACCGGAUAGGACAUGGACGCCCCCUGCUGUUCCUGCACGACGAGCAUGUGUGCCUGACCUUCUACCUCCGACAAGAUGGCCGACUGAGUGGAGCAAAGCCUCGCUGCCACGGCGACACACGUUGGCGCUCACCUUGUUAGCGAGUGUGCAUGCCGAGGGUUUGCAUGACUCAAGUAGCUAAUAUCACCCAUUGUUUACAUUCAGUAACUUUGAAGACUGACUUUUCUGUAACCACGGCAACCGGCGCACGCUAGCAAGAUGCUAGCAAGAUGCUAGCAAGACGCUAGCGUGGAAAGGAAGCGCGCAUGUUUACAAUAUUUACCAUACUAGCACCUGUUAAUAAGCAGUCCACAAAGUGACAGUUGAUGCUUGACGAUGCCUUUGGGCGAGGUAAGGUGGCCACGCCCCUUCUCUCAGCCCCUCCUCCAGCAUAUGUAGCAUGCCUGUUUACUAGCCACAAUAUGCAAGCAGAAGAAUAUUCUCGUUCAUGCGGGUCAUUGUAUUCUGAGCACACUUCAUCAGCUGAUGCUCAAUGACUAGAUAGGACAGCUCCAGGGUCCGGGUGUCCAUCAGGCCCUACCCACGACUCUUGCAGACCAACAAAGGACAUUUGGACGGGGAAGACAAGGACAAGCACAGCCAAGCUGGCUUCAGGCGUGUCCACGACGCUAACGAGGGGCGACUGUCGUCGGCUGCCAAUCCAUUGCUUCCUAACGACGAAAGGGUCUGGACACGCCCCCUCUUCUGGAGGAGCAGUACUUUGGAUCCUGCACCAUCCUGGCCGACCUCGUCUUUGAACAUGAGCUGGUGAAGUCUGCCAAACGUCUUCCAAGAGAACCUGGACUGAAGGUUAGCGGCAGGGCUAACUUAGCAUGGAGCGUUAGCAUAGAGCGUUAGCAUGGAGCGAGCCCUAACGCUCCAUGCUAACGUGUCGGUCGGUAUUCCACCGGAGACAUCAGUCACCGUGUAUGGAAUGAAGAUAUUGAAGUGGCAUCGCCAUGGCAACCUUUGCACUCAAGUUCUUCAAAAUGUCAUGUGUGUAUUUCUAUCUUUGUAUUCUCUUUUGUACGGCUCACCAUCCGCUCCUGGUCGCUGCACGCUUAUUAUGGGAUGUCCCCGCAUGCUCAACCGUGUCACACCUUUGGAAGAUUUCAAGAAAAGAAAAAUCCCUCCUGCCUCUUCGCUUUCCUUUCACCUCUCAUCACAGAGUCCUCGGUGGGACAGCCGCUGGUUGCCGUGGCAACCCAGCUCCGAGCCGCAAGGCGGCUUGGAGACGGAAGAUGGAUGACGGAAAGAAUGACUUUUACAUUCUCAUCAGUAAGUCAAAGGCUUCCGCUGACGUUUGGGGAAGAAACCAUGUGACCAGGAUGACACGAGACAACGUCGUGAAACAUGGCGCAGCAUGAGGAAACAUGACAUGACAAAACAUGUCAUCGUAGAAGAACCAUGAGGAAACAUGACAUGACAAAACAUGUCAUUGUAGAGGAACCAUGAGGAAACAUGACAUGACAAAACAUGUCAUUGUAGAAGAACCAUGAGGAAACAUGACAUGACAAAACAUGUCAUUGUAGAGGAACCAUGAGGAAACAUGACAUGACAAAACAUGUCAUUGUAGAAGAACCAUGAGGAAACAUGACUUGACAAAACAUGUCAUUGUAGAAGAACCAUGAGGAAUCGUGACAUGACAAAACAAGACCUAACAUCAGGAGACAUGAGAAAGCAUGAUGGGAGAAAACAUGACAUGACCUGAGGAGACACAUGAGAAAUCACAUGAGGAAACAUGACAUAAGAUGAGGAACCAUGAGAAAGCGUGACAUAAGAUGAGGAACCAUGAGAGCGUGACAUAAGAUGAGGAACCAUGAGAGAGCAUGACAUAAGAUGAGGAACCAUGAGAGCGUGACAUAAGAUGAGGAACCAUGAGAGAGCAUGACAUAAGAUGAGGAACCAUGAGAGAGCAUGACAUAAGAUGAGGAACCAUGAGAAAGCAUGCCAUAUGUGUGAAAUAUGGCAUUUCAGCAUAUUUGUAUGGCAGAAAGACAAAUGAUAGGUAGUAGUAGGAUGAUGUAUAUAUAUAUAUAUAUAUAUAUUUGUAUGUAAUUGAAAUGAAAUGAAGAGAGGGCCCACGUGUGAAGAUCUACGUACCCGACCCUGCUUGACUUCAUGAUCUACAGUCAGCUGGGAUAGGCUCCAGCAUCGCCUAGUGAGGAUAGUGCAUGAAUGGAUGGAUGGUUCCUUUAAUAGCAGAUCAUUUGAAUCAGACUUGAACGGUAUUAUUAUGAGCAAUGAGGUGUUGCGUUCAAAGACACACGUCAUUUAAGAUGAAUUCACACGUUUAAGUGCAUUUGAUGGGAUUUCCCAGCAUGAUUAAAUGCAGUCAAAUGUACUGAGCAUUAAGGUUAAAGUGAGUGACAAGAAUAUCCACGUAUUGUUUUUAUUUGCAUUUCUGUCGUAGACCGGGGUCACCAAACUUUUUAAACAGAGUUACUUCUUAGUGAUGAUGCUAAUGCUAAUGCCUGAUAACACCAGCUACAUACACGCUUCUCCGGCAGCCAGUUUGCCUUUAACUAUACGUUAUUGGGAACUAUUCAUGAUAUUCAUCUACUCUAUGCGAUGCUUAUAAAGCUAGCACUUAGCAACACAACAUCUCACCUGAAAGAUAUAAGCGCUACACUAAACACACUGUUAGCAUGCUAACAACAUCACGAAUUAGCGGCA